AUGCAUGUGCGCCCAUGGCUUGAUUCUAAAGCGUAUUCGAUGGACCGCCCGAAUCUCGUCGUUGAGAUCCUCAACCAACAGCCACUCGUAAAGAAGAAGGAAGUCACGAUAGGCUUAUAA
Messenger RNA from Colletotrichum tamarilloi, 120 nucleotides. RefSeq lists its product as uncharacterized. The transcript has 2 exons. Lineage: Eukaryota; Fungi; Ascomycota; Sordariomycetes; Glomerellales; Glomerellaceae. The record is from RefSeq and is a predicted model, not a curated record. The coding region runs from base 1 to 120 and encodes 39 amino acids.